AUGAGCCGAAUGUAUUACAAUAUAUCCUUGCAGAAUAAACCUGUUCAUAAUGAGAAGAUUGGGCACGCGUAGUACCCAUCCUAAUUUCAGAGUGUCAUAUUAGAGGAAAAGUUGGUUGAUGUCUCACGCCAUGUUAUUACUGAUGUCAACAAAAAGGAACGUUUCUAUGUCUUAUACAUCAAACCCAGUCAAAUCCACCAGAGGAAAUUUGAUGCUACAGGAAUGGAAAUAGAACCAAACUUCAGUGAUACCAAAAAGGUCAACACAGGUUAUCUCUUGUCAUCAUUCAAGGUGGAGGCUAAAGGAGAGACUGAUUGCCUCACUGAGGUCCAGCUGGAAAACCUAGUGACUAAGGAGGAUCUGGUGAAUGUGACAGGGAAACACUGUCCCAGUGGGACCUACGCUUUCUGGCACCCAUUGGGAGAGAUGGACAAGACUGAACUAGAAACAGGCCAGGACAUUCGACUGAAAACCAAAGGCGAUGGCCCAUUCAUUUUUUCCUUGGCCAAAGUCGAUGGAGGCACAGUGACCAAGUGCAAUUUUGCAGGCGACGAAAAGGCAGGAGCAUCGUGGAAAGACAAAAUAAUGGCCAACAAAUCAGAUGUCAGCAGUCAGCAGUGCAACGAAGUUGGAGGGCCAGGACGAGGGAGAAGAUGA
This is a messenger RNA of Coregonus clupeaformis (lake whitefish), 657 nucleotides long. Its product is annotated as arpin. The record is from RefSeq and is a predicted model, not a curated record. NCBI's taxonomy places the organism in Eukaryota, Metazoa, Chordata, Actinopteri, Salmoniformes, Salmonidae. Gene Ontology annotation, biological process: negative regulation of actin nucleation. The transcript has 5 exons.